Epinephelus fuscoguttatus (brown-marbled grouper) is the source of this 1933-nucleotide messenger RNA. It is a transcript of the gene kcnj8, whose product is annotated as potassium inwardly rectifying channel subfamily J member 8. The transcript is spliced from 6 exons. The record is from RefSeq and is a predicted model, not a curated record. Gene Ontology annotation, molecular function: ATP-activated inward rectifier potassium channel activity. Gene Ontology annotation, biological process: potassium ion import across plasma membrane; regulation of monoatomic ion transmembrane transport. The coding region runs from base 229 to 1494 and encodes 421 amino acids. Lineage: Eukaryota; Metazoa; Chordata; Actinopteri; Perciformes; Serranidae. Gene Ontology annotation, cellular component: plasma membrane.
GGUCUGGACUCUGGACGUUGGACUACGUCAACAGGAGAGAGGAGACCGUCCCAGCCCUCAGAGGAGCUGAGCACAGAAACAUCCUCCACAUGUCCACACAAGGAAACGAGUCUGUGCGUCUUUGUUUUCCUGCAGCUGGACAUGUUUGAUCCGUGCGUAAAGACGCACUGAAGACGGACUUUCAAAAAAGAAUCUUUUCCUUUGACUGUCUGGAGCAUCGGCACAAAGAUGUUGGCGAGGAAAAGCAUCAUCCCGGAGGAGUUCGGUCUGCCGGGGCUCGCCUCUCGGAUGCCCCGCAAGCCGGUGUUCAGAGACCGCGUGAACAAAGCGCGCUUCAUCGCCAAAAACGGCUCGUGCAACUUGGCGCACAAGAACAUCCGCGAGCAGGGCCGAUUCCUGCAGGACGUCUUCACCACGCUGGUGGACCUGAAAUGGCGCUUCACGCUGGUCAUCUUCACCACCACGUUCGUCAGCAGUUGGCUGCUGUUCGCCAUGAGCUGGUGGCUGGUGGCGUUUGCGCACGGGGACCUGGACCUGAUGCGGCAGAACCGGACCCACUGCGUCACCGACGUCAAGUCGUUCACUUCAGCCUUCCUGUUCUCCAUCGAGGUUCAGGUGACCAUCGGCUUCGGAGGACGUAUGAUAACAGAGCAGUGUCCGACCGCCAUCACCGUCCUCAUCAUGCAGAACAUCAUAGGACUCAUCAUCAAUGCUGUCAUGCUGGGUUGUAUCUUCAUGAAGACGGCUCAGUCAAACCGUCGAGCGGAGACUCUGAUCUUCAGCCGUCACGCCGUGAUCGCCGUCAGAAACAACCGGCUGUGUUUCAUGAUUCGUAUCGGAGACCUGAGGAAGAGCAUGAUUAUUGGAGCCACCGUCAGGUUACAGGUGGUGAGAAAGACGACCACACCAGAGGGCGAGGUGAUCCCCAUCCAUCAGAUCGACGUCCAGACGGAGAGCGCCGUGGCCAGCAACAGCCUGUUCCUCCUCGCCCCGCUCAUCAUCUGUCACGUCAUCGACAAAAGCAGCCCGCUGUACGACCUGUCGGCCAUGGAGCUGCAGUGCAGCGACCUGGAGGUGAUCGUCAUCCUGGAGGGCGUCGUGGAGACGACAGGGAUCACCACGCAGGCCCGGACCUCCUACGUCUCCGAGGAGAUCCAGUGGGGUCACCGCUUCAUCCCCAUAGUGACGGAGGAGGAGGGCGUGUACUCUGUGGACUACUCCAAGUUCGGUAACACAGUCAAGGUGGCGACGCCGCGCUGCAGCGCCAGAGAACUGGACGAGAAGCCGUCUAUCUUAAUCCAGACUCUCCAGAAGAGCGAGCUGUCGCACCAGAACUCGCUGAGGAAGCGUAACUCCAUGCGACGCAACAACUCCAUGCGUAAAGGUGCCGGGAGCAGCGGAGGUCUGCGCAGGAACAACUCCGGGCUCGCCACGCCUAAAGUCCAGUUCUUCACCCCCGGCGAGGGAGGCCAGAGCCUGAACGCCGUCACCUGACAUGAGGCCUGCCUCCUGCUGGCUGCCCUGCUCCUCCUGGUGGGACGGAGGAUUGUGGGUGUUGGCGUUUCUCCUGCUCUGAUGGGACUCAUUCUCUGUCUGUUUCCUGCCUUAUCUAGACUCCCAGCACUGUAACUGCUAACAUUGCCCCAUGUUAACGUGCGUGGAGUAAUCUUAAUCCUGUUAACGGUCCAUUUCUCUGCACUGAGAGCCUCCACAAACCAAUCAGUCUCUUCUCUUCAUUAUCACUGACGCAAUAAUUACAAACUCGGGGCCUUUACGCCUGUUCUACCGUUCUGGGGGAGAUUCAUUUUCUCAUUAAUUAAAGUCACAGUUUAUCGGCUAGUCGUGGUGACGAGUGACAACCAAUCACUGUACUGUACAUGUGUGUGUUUCACCUUGUUUUGUCUCGUGUGUUGUUUGAGAAUAAAUGCACUCA